AUGUCAAGACAGAGAGAGACGGAACGACCGAAAAUGCAUAAACUAAUUCCGGUUGAUAGUCAAUCAUUAGACGAAUAUCUGCAUCUGUUUGAAAAUGCUGCAAUACUUAGUUAUGCACGUUCAAUAUUAGAAAAGGAGAAACAACUUAGUGGGUUUAGUGGAAAUACAGAUCUUAUUGAAGCAUUUGAUGAACAAAAAAUAAUAUCAACAAACCUUGAUCUUCCAUCACCUAAUACCGAUGAGAAUAGAUUAUCGACUGUAGAUAAACAAAAUACAAUUGAUUAUUUAAAAGAAGAACUAUCUAAUGUUCGAUCGACAUUAACUGAUGUUCAAAUACAACUUAGUCAGGUUAAAUCAAAUUAA
This is a messenger RNA of Rotaria sordida, 363 nucleotides long. Lineage: Eukaryota; Metazoa; Rotifera; Eurotatoria; Philodinida; Philodinidae. The record is from the annotation of a GenBank genome assembly.